This is a messenger RNA of Vespa velutina, 4554 nucleotides long. It is a transcript of the gene Tgs1, whose product is annotated as trimethylguanosine synthase. Gene Ontology annotation, molecular function: RNA cap trimethylguanosine synthase activity. The record is from RefSeq and is a predicted model, not a curated record. Lineage: Eukaryota; Metazoa; Arthropoda; Insecta; Hymenoptera; Vespidae. The transcript has 9 exons. The coding region runs from base 624 to 3920 and encodes 1098 amino acids. Gene Ontology annotation, cellular component: nucleus. Gene Ontology annotation, biological process: 7-methylguanosine cap hypermethylation; 7-methylguanosine RNA capping.
AAUCGAUCUUAAUGCAACACUAACUUGAAGUUUGCAACGAAGCAUUGCCGAACGAAUGGCGGAUUGUUUUUUCAAGGAAGAAGUCAUGAAGAUCUAAGCGCGAGACAUAUGGGUGUUGUGAUAAAUUAUUAUUGUAUGAAAGAUCACUAUACAUUUUCGGUAUGUGCGAACAUUUUUGGGAACCUUUAGCUGAAGUUUAUAUAGCAGAACAGGCGGAGUCCCCUGACCCCGAUUGUUACAUUUAUUGUCUUUGCAGUAGAGUGUUUAUCAGUAAUAGCUCCACGUCUACUUAUAUAUUGAUUUGUGAUGUGACACAUGACUUAACCUUGACAUCCACUUAUGUAUAAUAUAAUCUAAAUCAUAACAGAGAUUAUGUUUAAAUAUUUAUGAAUUUUAUUGAAAAAAACAUAUUAUAAGACUAACAAGUGAAGCGAUUCUUUUAAAGUUAGCACAAUGAAAUGUUUUAUGAAUUUUCCUUUUGUUCUGCUAUGUUAUUUAUAUGAUUUUUAUGAAAGAAACAAGCAAGUGAAUUCUACAUAAAAUGAAAUCCAGAUGUUUAUACCAUCCAAACUGCCGAAGAUGCAAGCGAAAAUGAGGACGUUGAAAGAGAUUGUGUGGGAGAAAUGUUGGAUAUCUAUAAAAGAACAAACACAGAAAUACAAUCUGUAGAGAAACACGAUGAAGAGCCUGUUAGUUGUUAUUGUAGUGCAUCACAUACAGACAACAAUUAUUCUACGGAUGAACAUGAUUCUGUUCGUGACUCAGCCCAUCGUGUCACAGCACAUAGUCUUACACAAAAAUUAGGUCUACACCAAUCUGAUUCUGGUGCAGAUUUAUCAGAAUAUCAUGAUCAACACGAAGCUAAGAGUAUACAAAAUCUUUUAGCCUCUUAUGGAAAAACUUUUCAUUCAUCUGAGAACGAAGUUGAGAGUGGGUUUGAUAAUGCGGAAGCAUUCAUGAGGUAUCGCGAAAGCAGAGAUUUAGAACUCAAGUCUGAAACAUUAAAUGUUGAUUCUGAAAAUUCUUGUAUCGACGACACGUCAGCCUUAAGCUGUAAUCCCUCUAAUUGCAUAAAAACCAAGUAUCAUACCAAAUCCUCGUCAUUUAUUUUAGGAGAAAAAGAUUCAAUAGCACAACCUUUAUCCUUAAAUAUUACGGCAUUAGAUGAUAUACAAAACUCCAGUAAAAAUGAAAAUGAAACUGACCCUUCUAUGCACAAUUAUAAAAAUAGUUCUGAUGAUUAUUCCUAUUCCAAGUACUUCAAAAGUAAUAAAAGUGAAAUGGAUAUGGCUUGGGAAAAGUACUGGAACAAACAUGGGGAACAAUUGAUAUGGUCAUCAUGGAUUGAAAAGUAUGCAGAAUAUAUUAAUCCUGAAUACCUUCAAGACAAUUUACAUUUAAGAGAAGAGGAAAAACUCAAUGAAAUUAAACAAGUUGGUAUAGACAAAUUUUCGGAACAAAAUACGUGUUUCCCUAAUCAAGCGCACAAAAAUUGUGAAAUUGAUCGUUCAGAUUUUGAAGGAAUCUUCAGUAAAAGUAGCAUCAACGAAGAAAAUGAAUCGAAAAAUAAAGGUUCAUCGUACAAUAUUAAUUUUUCAUUCGAAGAUCCAAAUAAGCAAACUGUUAACGAUAAAGAUGCAGAAGAAAAUAGGAAAAAAUUAACAAAUUAUGAACUGUCACCAGAAGCAGGUGAUGGUUGGAAUCCACUAAGUCCAUUUAGUGCGGAGGAAAGUUAUAAUCAACAUUCUAAUGCAGAAGAUGAAAGACUAUUAACCAGAUGUGAUUCUAUCAAUGGUUCCACAGCAAAGACAAAUGCAACGUCUGAUUCUAUGACAAAUGUUACUAAAAUGACAUUAACCAGUUCUAGUUGUGAUUCCAAUUCUAUUCACUCUUCUAGUCUUAUUAGCUCUGUAACUAGCUCUAUUGAAAGUAACAUAACAUUUAGUAGUUCUGAUCAAGAAAAUGAGUAUGUAUCUGAGGACAAUGAUAAAUAUUGGCAACAUUUGUGGAAAGAAAAUUUUCAAUUAGAAUACCAAAAGCAAUACGAAUUAUUUGUAAUAAGAUAUAAACAAACAGAAAGUUUAAAAACUGAUCAUGUUACUUCAGUUUUUGAGGUUAAUGGUCAAAAUAUAUGGACGCGUGGUAAUAAUAAUCGAUUGGAUGAAGAAAAAUCUGCCGAAAGUAAUAUUGAACAAUUGCAUAAAAUUAUUAAUAUAGAUGAUAAAAAUGGAGUAACAAAUACGCCAGCAAAACAAGAAUUAUCAAAUAAAAAAAGAAUGAUCAUAGAAUCAGUUGGUAUGCUCAUGCAAAGUCUAACAAUGAAAUCCGAAGAAGAGGUUAUAGAUCAAAUAAAUAGAACAAGCGAUACAGAAAAAUCAUCAAAGGAAGAUAUAAUGAAUAUAUCUAGUGAAAACAAUGUGGUUUUAUCAUCUACCAUUGAUAAUGGUGGAUUUAUACAAAAAAUAUCAAGUGAUGAUAACAAAGAUAAGCCAAAUGAGGACAGACCUAUUACACUAAAACGAAGCCAUGAAGCUGAUUACGACGACGUAGGAGAAGGUUUAGAAACCGUGAAGAAAGCUUUCUCAUUAAUGGGUUAUACUUUUAAUGAAAGCCAAAAACAAACAAAGUUACAAGGUGAGGUUGUUUAUAGGAAAAGAAAUAUCAGAUUACAAAAUAGACAAUUAAAAAUGAAAGUUAGUCGCUCUAAACCUAUAAACAAGCACAUUUAUUUUGAUGAUAAUGGAGUUGAAAUCACAAAUACCAUAGACAAGGUACAACGUUAUUUAUCGUAUUGUCCAAUAUUACAGCCUGCAGAAACCGAAAUACAAUCUAACGACAAAGGUUCCUAUACUAAAACACAAUUUUCAUCAAGUUCUGACGAAGAGUGCGAUCAUAGUCCUAAAACAAAAUUGCAAGCAAAAAGACUAGUGUUUAAUAAACCAAGUACAAGUUCGUCAGAAUUGAAACAAGAUAAAUCAGUUGAAAAUAUAUUUAAUACUUGGAAAGAUUCUAAUGAAUCAGAUCAAAUUUUUAACGAUACAGUAAUUGAUGAUAUCGUACAAUGUGAAUGCGACGAAGAAAGCGACUCUGUAAAACCAUUGAUUAAUGAAAGACUUCUUCCUCCAAACGAAGACAAAUUAUCUACUUUAAAUAUUGAUAUGGAUGUUGAUGAAAAAGAGCAUCACACGGAGAUAUUAAAUAUAAAAUUAUCGGACGAAGAUAGUAUAAAAAAAACGUUAAAGAAAAAGAGGAGGAAACAAUCAAAAAGAAGUAUAAGUCUUCCUGCAGAAAUAAAUAAUGACAAAACUUUAAUGAAAUAUUGGAUAAGAAGAUAUCAUCUCUUCAGUAAAUUUGAUCAAGGCAUCAAACUAGAUCACGAAAGCUGGUUUUCUGUAACUCCAGAGAAGAUAGCAGAGCAUAUAGCGGAAAGAUGCAAAUGUGAUACGAUUAUAGAUGCAUUCUGUGGUGCAGGAGGAAAUGCUAUUCAAUUUGCAUUUACAUGUGAAAGGGUGUUGGCCAUUGAUAUUGAUCCAAUAAAAAUACAACUUGCCCGGAAUAAUGCCCGUAUUUAUGGCGUUGAGGACAGAAUUGAAUUUAUUCUUGGUAAUUUCUUUGAUAUAGCACCAAAAUUAAUAGCCGAUGUUGUCUUUCUAAGUCCACCUUGGGGAGGACCUAGUUAUGUGAAGAACGAAACUUACGAUCUUGAUAAUAUUAUGCAUCCAAUCGGUGGAAUACAUGUAUUUAAAGUAGCAAGAAAGAUCACGGAUCACGUGGCCUACUUUUUACCGAGAAAUGUAGAUACCAUGCAGAUCGCUAUGCUAGCUGGAGCAGGUUCUGGUGUAGAAGUGGAACAAAAUUUCCUUGACAGAAAGUUGAUAGCUUUAACGGCUUACUAUGGUGAAUUACCCAGGGACUGUUAAUUGUGAUAUAACAUGGAAUAUGAAAGAAGCUCUAAGUCAACUACAUUGAACAAACAAGAGCGUCACAAUUAUCUGGAAUUAUUAGUUGUAAAUAUCUACAUGUAUGUAUCAAUUUGCUUAAAUCAUAUAUCAUUUAUCUUCUCUAUUUUAUUAUAUUAUCAAUGAAUUAUUCAUGAAUUAACUUCAUUAAAUGUAUCGAUGUUUUUAACUUUAUGCAAAUCUCUAUAGAUUACAGAUAUAUAUAUAUGUAUAUAUAUAUAUAUAUAUAUAUAUAUAUAUAUAUAUAUUUUAUAAUUAAACUUAUUACUCUAUUAUAUUACCUGCAUUUAAGCGAAUUGAUACAAAAACAGUUUAGUUUGUGAUGUCAUCUCCGUCUGAUUGAAAAGAACGUUUGUGAACGUUCAACUCAAUUUUCGAUUGAUUCUUCCACAGUAUUAAUCAUGUGUUAUUUUUACUCGAAUUUAAAUGAAAUCAAAGAUAUUCCUUUGUAUAAUAUAAUAAUUUUAACUUGUGCUAUAAACACAUUAAUGCAUUGUAAUGUAUAAUUUACAACGAUUUCCAGAUUAUUAUUUUACAAUUUUUAUGUACACUCUACUAAUUUUGUUAUCAAGUAAUAAACAUAUUUAGAACAUAA